Charadrius vociferus (killdeer) is the source of this 936-nucleotide messenger RNA. RefSeq names its product tropomodulin 4 (muscle) (gene TMOD4). The record is from RefSeq and is a predicted model, not a curated record. Gene Ontology annotation, cellular component: striated muscle thin filament; myofibril. Gene Ontology annotation, biological process: muscle contraction; myofibril assembly; pointed-end actin filament capping. The transcript has 8 exons. NCBI's taxonomy places the organism in Eukaryota, Metazoa, Chordata, Aves, Charadriiformes, Charadriidae. Gene Ontology annotation, molecular function: tropomyosin binding. Bases 1 to 936 code for a protein of 311 amino acids.
AUGUCCCUGGGGGAGGUGACGGGGGGGAAACCCUUCGUGCCCAAGAACCCGACGCGGGAGAUCCCACGGGAGGAGCAGAUCACGCUGGAGCCGGAGCUGGAGGAGGCGCUGGCCAACGCCACCGAGGCCGAGAUGUGCGACAUCGCCGCCAUCCUGGGCAUGUACACGCUGAUGAGCAACAAGCAGUACUACGACGCGAUCUGCAGCGGGACCAUCUCCAACACGGAGGGCAUCAACAGUGUGGUGAAGCCCGACACGUACAAGCCGGUGCCGGAUGAGCCCCCAAAUCCCACCAACGUGGAGGAGACGCUGCGGCAGAUCCAGGCCAACGAUGGGGCUCUGGAGGACGUCAACCUCAACAACAUCAAGGACAUUCCCAUCUCCACGCUGAAGGCCAUCUGUGAGGCCAUGAAAACCAACACCCAUGUCAAGAAGCUCAGCCUGGUAGCCACCCGCAGCAACGACCCCGUGGCCACCGCCGUGGCCGAGAUGCUGAUGGAGAACAAGACCCUGCAGAGCCUCAACAUCGAAUCCAACUUCAUCACCAGCGCCGGCAUGAUGAGCAUCAUCAAGGCCAUGUACCACAACACCACCCUGAGCGAGCUCAAGGUGGACAACCAGUGCCAGCGGCUGGGCGACACGGUGGAGAUGGAGAUGGCCACCAUGCUGGAGCAGUGCCCCUCCGUCGUGCGCUUCGGCUACCACUUCACGCAGCAAGGCCCCCGCGCCCGGGCCGCCAUCGCAGCUGCCAGCGUGCGAGAAAACGAGCGUGACUUGGGACAGGGACAGGAGGGGAUGGGGCAGGGAGAGGCCGAAACCCACGUCGAGGUUGGCAGCGCUCGCAGGGCUCUGGCCAGGGAAGGGACAGCCCAAAACAGCACCACGUUGAGCAGCAAAACGCUGGGACCACCAACAUCACCCCUCCCCGGGACCUGA